Molecule: messenger RNA, 2824 nt
Organism: Dermatophagoides pteronyssinus (European house dust mite)
Lineage: Eukaryota; Metazoa; Arthropoda; Arachnida; Sarcoptiformes; Pyroglyphidae
Product: ATP-binding cassette sub-family G member 4-like
Biological process (GO): transmembrane transport
Cellular component (GO): plasma membrane
Molecular function (GO): ABC-type transporter activity; ATP hydrolysis activity; ATP binding
Source: RefSeq, a predicted model, not a curated record
UGUCAACAUUUUUUUCUGUCGAAUCAUUCAAUUCUUCGAGCAACAGCAAACAGAAAAAAAACAACGAAACGUAAUUUGAAUCUGUCAUUGUCGUUGUGAUAGAAAAUCAACAAUUUCAUCUGAUCUGAAUAAUUUCAAAUUUGAAUGAAUUUUUGAAUAAGAAAAAGGUUUGAAACGGUGAAACAACAAAAAAAUGGCUACAAAUAAUAAUAAAACUGAUCAAGAUUGUCGUAUUAAUUUAUUGGAUAAUGAUCAUCAUGAAGAUCAUAGUGAUCAUCAAUUAAUUAAUAAUAAUGAUAAUAAUAAUCAACAAAAUGCAUGUAUUAUAAAAUUUAAUCCAAAUCAAUCAACAAUUCCAUCAUCAUUAUCAACAACAACAACAAUUAAAUCAACGGCUAUUUCAACAAAAAUUGUUGAUGAAAAAAAUUUAAUCAUAUCGAAUAAUAAUGAUCAUCAUUGUAAAGAAGAUGUACGUCUUGUUUGGCAUAAUUUAUCAUAUAUUAUUAAAGAAGGUGGAAAAUUUAAUUGUAAACGUUCAAUAAUAAAACGUCCAUUGAUUAAAAAUCUAAAUGGUUCAAUACAUGAUGGUCAAUUAACAGCUAUUAUUGGACCAUCCGGUGCUGGUAAAACAACAUUAAUCGAAUGUUUAGCUGGUCGUCGAAUAAAAGGUGUUAAAGGUGAUAUUUGUGUAAAAUAUAGUGGAAUACCAAAAUCAGCUAUAAAAAUAUCCUAUUAUAGUCAAAAUGAUUCACUUGAUGAAUUAUUGACCGUUGAAGAAUCAUUAAAAUAUGCAUUACGUUUAAGAAAUUGUCAACGAUUUGGUAAAUAUUUUGGUUUCGGUGUGGAUAAAAAUUCGGAUGAAUUUUCCAAAUGUUGUCUAUUAACAUGUGAAAAUUCAAUGAAUGAAGAUGAAUUACAUAAUAGUGGUAAAGCACAGAUGAUGAUGAUGAUGGCCGAUACAAAUAUAGCGAAAAAAAUGAAGAAAAAAGAUAUUAACGAUUUGAUUAUACAACGUGUUGUGGAUGAAUUACAUUUGGAUAAAUGUUUAAAGAAUCGUGUUGGCCGUUGUUCGGGUGGCCAAAAACGACGUUUAUCCAUUGCAUUAGAAUUGCUUUUUUCGCCAAAAAUCUUACUACUCGAUGAACCAACAAGUGGCCUAGAUUCGCUUAGUUCACUUCAAUGUAUUCAAAUGCUUAAAAAAUUGGUUAAAAAUCCACGAUCACCAAUGAUGAUUGCAACAUCGAUUCAUCAACCUACAGCUAAAAUAAUGUCCUAUUUUGAUAAUCUUUAUAUUAUAUCAUAUAAUGGUUAUUGUAUCUAUAAUGGUCCAACAAAAGAUCUUGUUUCAAAACUUUCAUCAUUUGGUCUUCAUUGUCCACAAUAUCAUAAUCCAGCAGAUUUUGUUAUCGAAGUUGCUACCGGAGAUUUUGGACAAGAUGUAAUUAUGGGCAUGGAAAAUCAUUUUCGACAAAUAUGUCAAGAUCAAACAUCUGAACGUUUAGAUCAGAAUGGUGAUGCAACAAUGAAAUCAUUAUCCAUACAUAAACUUGUACAACAUACACAAAAACAUUCAUUAUUGGGACAAUUAUUAGCUAUUUGGGUAUUAUUACGACGAACAUUAUUGAUAUCAUCAAGAGAUUUUAAUAUCUAUUAUGUACGAUUAACAACAAUUCUUACCAUACUUAUAUUGAUUUUUAUUCUUUAUCGAGAUAAUCCAAUUGGACAAUUAGAUGGUUGUGCAUUACGACCAACACGUGAUACAGUGGAAAAAAUACAAACAUUCGAAAUGUUUAAAUAUGAAAAUGUUUAUUAUGCAAAUUUUGGUUUCAUAUUUUUUUCUGUAAUGCUUAUGGUAUUUGUAUCAAUAUUACCAACAUUAUUAACAUUUCCAUUGGCCGUAUCGGUAUUCAUGAAAGAAAAUUUUAAUGGAUGGUAUUCAUUAAAAUCUUAUUAUAUUGCACGUAAUCUUGCCGAUUUACCACCAAUGUUUUUCUUUCCAUUAUUAUAUGGUUGUUUAGCCUAUUUUAUAACACAACAAUUAUUUGAAUGGCAUCGUUUCUUAAUGUUUCAGGCUAUAUUAAUAAUCGUAUCGAUAUUAGCACAAGGUCUUGGAUUUAUUGUAUCAGCAUUUUUUGUUAAAGAUGUUACUACAUCAACUGUAGUUGGUGGUACACUUAAUAUACCAUUAUUUUUAUUUACCGGAUUAUUGAUAAAAAUAUCAACAAUGCCUACAUAUUUUCAACCAUUUACAUAUUUAUCAUAUUUUCGUUUAGGUUUUGAAGCAAUAUUAGUAACAUUAUAUGGUUUAAAUCGUUGUGAACCAGUUGAACCAAUUACAUAUCAAUAUUUAAAAGGUGAAUUUGGUGAUAAUAUUAUCGAUAUGUAUGUUUGUCUUUCGGAUAUAUCACCAACAGCACCAGAAAAUGUUACCUAUAUGAUUGAUUCUUAUAAUGAAAAAUUUUUAACAACAUUAAAUACAACAUCAUCAUCAUUAGCAUUGAAUGCAUUUGAUUAUAAUGAUCAUACAUUAUGGUUUAAUCUAAUUUUAAUGGCUAUUUAUUUAUUAUUAUUACGUACAUUUGCAUAUUAUAUUCUAUAUCGUAAAACAUCAAUUAGAUAAAUCAAUCAAAUCAUUCAUUCAAUAAUUUCAUUCAUUUUCAUCAAUCAAUUCCAUACAAUUAGCAAUUUUAAUCAAUUUAUCAGAUUGACAUUGUAAACAAACUAACAAACAUAAACAUACAUAAACAAGAAAAACCAAAGAUUAUACAAUUGAGAUGAUGAAUCAACAUUUUUAGCUAAUAGGUUUUUUUAGUAAGAAUCCUCU